Molecule: messenger RNA, 1139 nt
Organism: Phascolarctos cinereus (koala)
Lineage: Eukaryota; Metazoa; Chordata; Mammalia; Diprotodontia; Phascolarctidae
Gene: RHOC
Product: ras homolog family member C
Biological process (GO): small GTPase-mediated signal transduction
Molecular function (GO): GTP binding; GTPase activity
Source: RefSeq, a predicted model, not a curated record
CGAGGCGGCGCUGAAGGAGGGCGAGGCGGCCCCCACCCCCGGGUCAGUCUCUUCGCCUCGCACAGUGACUGCGCAGCAGUGGAGCCCGAGCUGCAGCCAUGGCUGCGAUUCGGAAGAAGCUGGUGAUUGUGGGGGAUGGUGCUUGUGGGAAAACCUGCCUCCUCAUUGUCUUCAGCAAGGACCAGUUCCCAGAGGUCUAUGUCCCCACUGUCUUUGAAAACUACAUCGCUGAUAUUGAAGUAGACGGCAAGCAGGUGGAGCUGGCACUAUGGGACACAGCCGGGCAAGAAGACUAUGACCGACUUCGGCCUCUCUCUUACCCUGACACUGAUGUCAUCCUCAUGUGCUUCUCCAUAGAUAGCCCAGACAGCCUUGAGAACAUCCCUGAGAAAUGGACACCAGAAGUAAAGCACUUCUGUCCCAAUGUACCCAUCAUCCUCGUGGGAAAUAAAAAGGACCUGAGGCAGGAUGAGCAUACCCGGAGAGAGCUGGCCAAGAUGAAGCAGGAACCUGUGAGGUCAGAGGAGGGCCGGGACAUGGCCAAUCGGAUCAGCGCCUUUGGCUACCUUGAGUGUUCUGCCAAGACCAAGGAGGGCGUCCGAGAAGUGUUUGAGAUGGCCACCCGGGCUGGCCUGCAGGUCCGAAAGAACAAGCGGCGGCGGGGCUGCCCUCUCCUCUAAGCUCCCCCCCUCCACCAAGGUCUACACACCAUUGGACUCCAUACUGCUAGUUUUUGGUCCCUUCCUGCCCAAGGCUGCAUGUGUUCUAAUGCUCUCCUGCUCUUGAGAGUAGAGAAGAUCCUUUAGGAGGACAGGGACCAUCCAUGUAUCCUGGGGGGGUGUCAGAGCUUAGCGCUUGCCUCCCAUCUGAAAUAGGACUGUGCUUUCCAUGUUGGAGAAGCAGGGGUAGGGAGUGAGGGGAAGUGGUCUUUACUGUUUAUCCUGCCCUAAGGUUCACCCACCAGCAUUUUUUUUAUGUAACUAGUUCUGGAGCCUAGUUCUUUUUCAGUGUGCCUCCCAGUGAGUGAAGCUUCCUUCCCCUCUUCCCCACCUCCCCCCCACUUUAGGCAUGGCUGAGGAUUAUUUCUCAUUGUUCUUCCAGAUGGAAGACACUCAAUAAAAUUCUAUGGGGGCUCUCAA